This is a messenger RNA of Ipomoea triloba (trilobed morning glory), 864 nucleotides long. RefSeq lists its product as uncharacterized. Bases 1 to 864 code for a protein of 287 amino acids. NCBI's taxonomy places the organism in Eukaryota, Viridiplantae, Streptophyta, Magnoliopsida, Solanales, Convolvulaceae. The transcript is spliced from 3 exons. The record is from RefSeq and is a predicted model, not a curated record.
AUGGCUUUAAAUCCUUUAUCCAAAAUACUCGAAGAAAACAAACUUACUGGACCAAAUUUCACUGAUUGGCUCCGAAAUUUGAGAAUCGUUCUCAAUUUGGAAAAGAUCGGUUAUGUUUUGGACCAAGAUCCUCCAUUGAUUGGUAUCAUACCAGAUGAUGCUGAUGUUGAUCAGCUUGACGUUCAUAAUGCUGAGGUUGCAGCAUUUAAUAAGUGGAAGGACGAUGAUCUGAGGGCUAAGAGUUAUGUCCUUGCCUUUAUGACCAAUGAGUUACAACGUCAGCAUGAAAAGAUGCCUGACGCAAAAUCUAUGGUCAAUCACCUACAAGAGUUGUACGGUGAGCAUAGUAGGAUUGCACGUUAUGAGGUUACUAAGGCUUUAUUUCGAGCAAAACUACAAGAAGGAGGAAAUGUAGGAGAUCAUGUUCUUAAUGUGAUUGGCUUAUUGGAGAGAUUGGAAGAAUUAAAUAUCUUCCUUGACUCUGAGCUUGAAGUAGACUUAAUUCUACAGUCUCUUCCAGAUUCUUUUGGGCCUUUCAUAAUGAAUUUCCACAUGAACAAGCUUCAUUGUUCUAAAUCUGAUCUGCACAAUAUGUUGUGCAUUGCUCAUGCUACAAUGAAAGGUAUGAACACUAAUACUGUUCUUUUAGCCUCUUCCAAGUCAAAUAAAAAGAGAAAGAACAAGAAGGAUCUGAGAAGAAGUAGAGAGUUGACUGAAGAUGAGAUUGCUCUAAGGAUGGGAAAUGGAGCAAGAGUUGCUAUAAUAGCAUUUACGGAUAACCUAGCAGAUCCGUUUUCUAUACCACUUAUUCAGGAGCAGUUAGAUCGGCAUCUUGAGAAGAUGAGGGUUACCGAUUGGCUCUAG